Messenger RNA from Penicillium chermesinum, 960 nucleotides. RefSeq names its product translation initiation/elongation factor MRX8. The coding region runs from base 1 to 960 and encodes 319 amino acids. The transcript is spliced from 2 exons. The record is from RefSeq and is a predicted model, not a curated record. Gene Ontology annotation, cellular component: mitochondrion. Gene Ontology annotation, molecular function: GTP binding. NCBI's taxonomy places the organism in Eukaryota, Fungi, Ascomycota, Eurotiomycetes, Eurotiales, Aspergillaceae.
AUGAAGAGGUUGAUCAGCGCGCAGAGAGUCUUCGUACUUACACAGCGCCUAUACUCUACUACGCGAGCUUCUGCAGAUUUUUCUUCACCCCUGGCGGCGCCAGCUCCUUUCAACCCCAACAAACGCGAGCUAAAAAACCUCACGCCCUCUGAUCUCUGCUAUCAUUGGGAUACCAUACCACCGACAGCAGAACAACUCGCCUUUGCCAAUAAAGUAUUUACUCCUUCGAGACACUCUCCUAUAAAGCUAUGGUCUGCCAGCAAGUUUCGCACGACACCGUUGUCGUCCUCGGAGCCCGAGGUAGCGUUUCUUGGGCGGUCAAAUGUCGGUAAAAGCUCGUUAUUGAAUGCAGUAAUGGGUCAAGAAAUGUGUUGGACUUCUUCCAAACCUGGACGGACUAGGGAGAUGAACGCAUUUGGUAUUGGAGGUACCAAAGGCGGCGAGUCCAAAGUGGUACUUCUAGAUAUGCCAGGGUAUGGUAAGGCCAGUCGAGCCGAAUGGGGUUUGGAGAUCAUGAAGUAUCUACAAGGACGAAGACAGCUUCGGCGUGCAUUCAUUCUCAUCGAUUGUGAGCAUGGGAUCAAACAAAACGACGCAGAAAUUCUGAGACUCUUUCGAAGAUUCGCGAUCCCCCACCAAAUAAUUCUGUCGAAAAUUGACAAGGUACUUGCUAAAAGUAAGAAACAAGCCAAGGCAGGCGCCUCGGCUAUAGGCAUCCAAAGGCUCCAGACUUUACUCCACAAGUUAAAGCCAGAUAUCCAACCUGACCCACGCAUUUCAGAGGGCCCUGGAGCUCUUGGUGAGAUCUUGACUUGCAGUGCGGAUACAUUCGUUUCCCCUGGCCAAGCACUUGGCGUUGAUUCCAUACGGUGGGCGAUCCUUGCUGCAGCAGGCAUUGAUGGGAGCUUACAAGGGGUGAAGCCUGCGCAUGAGAUCGGUACUCAAAUCUCUGAGUCGUGA